AUGACUGUGAAGCCUAAUGCAGGGGACAUCGACUUCCCCAAGCGGUUGUCUCUGGUAAGCGGAGGUUCGCAGGCUAAAGAUGUUGAAGGCGCCUACGCCGGUAACAAAACGCCCGAGGGUGGCGCGCUACGCGAAGGUGGGAUGCCCGUGCUCACCAGCAAGGAGAACAUCGGUCUUCUCUUCCAAUACGUCGUCGUCGGUCUCGUGUACGGUCUGCUACCCGGGACCAUCUACCCGUUCAUGCAGAACUAUCUCAAUUGUUCCGGAGCGCAGGUGACGGCAGCCAGCCAACUUGUCGUACUACCCUGGAGCUUCAAAGUGUUCUACGGCAUCCUAUCAGACUGUCGACCGAUUUGUGGUUACCGUCGUCGUCCGUACAUGUUGAUUGGUUGGGGCCUCUGCUUCCUUAUGCUGUUGAUCAUGUGUAUUAUGCCCAUUGGUAAGCCGUACUUCACCGUCCCCUCUGAUCGUGACGUUGACGUCGCGGACUACACACCUGAGAUUGAAGCUCGUAUCAACCACAGCGCCCCGGACGAAGGUGCCAAGUAUGUCAUUAUUAUGCUGUUUUGUGCAGUUGGCUACGUGCUAUCCGAUGUCUGUGCCGACGCAAUUACGUGUGAGUUGGCGCAGCGGGAACCGAUCGAUAAACGUGGCAAGACCCAGUCCUGUAUCUACACGGUUAGAACUGCGAUGGUGAUCUUCGGUGAGAUCCUGGUUGGAUUCUUUUUUAACGGCGAAGACUACGGUGGUGACUUCGACUUUUCCCUCAGCUUUCCGCAGUUGAUGAUCAUUGUCGCCGUGCUCACACUUCCAGUGUUCCCCAUGACGUGGUUCUUCAUCAAGGAGGAGAAGUCGGAAGCUGCCAACGUUGGAGAAUACAUCAAGAACUUCUGGGAGCUGCUGUGCUCGCGCGCUAUGUACCAGAUCAUCGCCUACAUCUUCUUUUCCGGCAUCUUCGCCAACAUCACUUACACCGGUAGCUCUCCAGUGGCGUCGAAGAUGGUGGGGGUUACUCCAAUCAACAGCACGUUGAGUGAUAUCCUUGGUAACCUCCUCUUCGCUGCCGGUAUCAUGAUCACAUCCAAGUGGGGUCUACACUGGAACUGGCGCUGGAUGACCGUUGCAACCGGAGCCGUAGUGAUCAUUGUGGACUGUACGGUCUCGCUUCUCGUGAUUUGGGACGUUUUCCGUAGCCAGUGGUUCUGGUUGGGCCCCCCUAUUGCUGUACAGCUCCCGUACGGCGUUGGGUGGAUCAUCUCGAGUUUCUGCGUCGUUGAGCUCGCUCAAAUCGGUAACGAGGCCGCGGUCUACGGUCUCAUCACGACAGUGAGCAACGUCGCACAGCCUUUCGCUACAUCGAUCACCCUCGCAAUUGACAGUCCCUUCAACGUUACCAACGAGCGCGUGCAAGCUGACACCCACUCAGUUCGCCUUGAUAUCACAUACACGAUCAUCAUUAUGUACGCAAUGACCAUUUUCUCGUGGGUCUUCCUGUUCCUGCUGCCACCGCAGAAGGCUGAAACGCAGGAACUGGUGCGCAAGGGAGGACACAGCAAACUUCUGGGUGGAGUGACAGUAUUCUACCUAAGCUUCUCGCUUGUGUGGUCCAUCAUGACCAACAUUAUGGCCAUGUUCGAUAGCACGUCAUGCUUGAUCAUCGCAGGAGGUACCGGUUGCUAA
Messenger RNA from Phytophthora nicotianae INRA-310, 1680 nucleotides. RefSeq lists its product as hypothetical. The record is from RefSeq and is a predicted model, not a curated record. Lineage: Eukaryota; Oomycota; Peronosporomycetes; Peronosporales; Peronosporaceae. The transcript has a single exon. Bases 1 to 1680 code for a protein of 559 amino acids.